CGACGCUUUUGUUUCUAUUGAUACACACACUGAAACACACACACACAUAUACAUAUAGAUACAGAAAAAUACCACACUACAGAGAGAAUGGCUACCAAUGGUGAUGCAUUCGAUGAUCGAUUGUCGUUUGCGCGAAGUUAUCAAAUUGAAGCUUUGGAGCAAGCAAUCAAGCAGAACACAAUAGUGUUCUUGGAGACUGGGUCAGGCAAAACAUUGAUUGCGAUUAUGCUUCUUCGCCGCUAUGCACAUCUUUUGCAAAAACCUUCACCAAAUAUUGCGGUAUUUUUGGUGCCCACUGUGGUAUUAGUCAAACAGCAAGCCGAGGCUGUGAGAAAGCAUCUUGAUUUCAAAGUGGAGGAAUAUUGGGGCGAAAAGGGUGUCGAUUACUGGAAUGCCACUGAUUGGAAGAAGCAACGAGAUGAAAAUCAGCUAAUGGUAAUGACACCAGCAAUUUUACUUGACGCACUGAGGCAUCGAUUUCUAUGCAUAGAUAACAUUAAGCUUUUGAUAUUCGAUGAAUGCCAUAACGCCAAAAAAAGACAUCCAUACGCUCUCAUUAUGACGGAGUUCUAUCACCGCCAGUUAUGGGAUGGUAUUACUGAGCUUCCUAGGAUACUCGGUAUGACAGCUUCACCUGUGAAAGCUAAAGGUUCAAACUCAACUGAAGAUUAUUGGAAAGAAAUCAAUAAUCUCGAGACUCUAAUGAACUCAAAGGUAUACACAUGUGCCAGUGAAUCUGUACUGGCCGAGCACGUUCCCUUCUCUACCACUAAGUACCAGUUCUACAAGAAUAUAGAAUUUCCUGCUCAGAUUUUUGAGAAGUUAAAAAGUACUCUGUUGCUUUUAAGACAAAAGCAUGAAAUAACAAUCAGAGAAUCAAACCUCUCAGAAUCGUCAAUUGACAAUGCACUGAAGAGGUUAUCAAAGUUAUCAUCAACAUUCGAGUUCUGUUUGCAAGAGUUGGGCAUUUGGUUGGCAGUAAAGGCAGCGGAAGCGUAUGCGUGUGAAGCAAAUGACCUUUUUACAUGGGCACAACUGGAUGUACGUGGUGAGACCAUUGCAAGAGAGUUCUGCAAAGAUGCCAAUAAAGUUUUCUCGUCGUACGUACCAGCUGAAUGGAGGAUCAAUAACAUCAACCAAGCAAGUAUGUGCACUGGAUUACUCUCAGCUAAAGUUUUGUGCUUGAUUGAAUCACUUGCUGAAUACAGGCAUGUAAAUGACAUGAGAUGCAUUAUAUUUGUCGAGAGGGUGAUUACAGCCAUUGUACUUAAAAGCUUACUCAGGGAGUUAAACCCUAAACUCUUUGGGUGGAAAACCGAAUAUACUGCUGGUAAUAAUUGUACAAUGCAGUCACAAAGCCGUGGUGCUCAAAACAAAAUUGUGGAAGAGUUCCGUAAAGGAAUGGUCAAUAUUAUUGUUGCAACCUCAAUCCUUGAAGAAGGUCUGGAUGUUCAGAGUUGCAAUCUUGUAAUUCGAUUUGACCUGUCAGCCACUGUUUGUAGCUUUAUUCAGUCUCGAGGCCGUGCUCGAAUGUUAAACUCAGAGUUUUUGUUGCUUAUUAGAAGUGGGGACAUGGAGACAUUAGAGAAGGUGAACAAUUACCUUCUGAGUGGAAAAAUCAUGCGGGAUGAGUCUCUAAAACAUGCUUCUGAACCAUGUGAGAUUUUAGAUAGUGAAAUCUUAGACGAAGAUGUAUAUCACGUGGAGUCUACUGGUGCAACUUUAAGCUUGAGUUCCAGCAUCGCCAUGGUUUACUUUUAUUGCUCAAGACUGCCUUCUGAUGGGUAUUUCAAGCCUUAUCCUAGGUUUAUAAUCGAUAAGGAAGCGGGAACUUGCAAAAUUCUUUUUCCUAAAAGCUGCCCACUUCCAAGAGUCUAUAUUGAAGAGAUUGAGGGCAAGUCAAAAAUGCUGAAACCAAUCGCAUGCCUAGAAGCUUGUAAGCAACUUCAUAAAAUGGGUGCAUUAACGGAUAAUCUUGUUCCGGAUACUAUGGAGAAAGCUGUUGAUCCACAAGAAAUAGAGUACGAUUAUGUAGAAGAAAAGGUUCAAUACGUGCCACCUGAGCUUGUGGGUCGAUUUGGAGCCGAUUCAACAAAAUUGUAUCAUUUUUACUCGAUUAAGCUAACGAAGAAUUUUGACUACAAUGUUCAACUCCAAGAUAUAGUACUUGGAGUGAACACUGAGUUAGAUAUCGAUUCUCAAGGAUUAACUUUUGAUCUUGAGGCUGAUAGAGGCACCCUUUUUGUCUCCCUGGCUUAUCUUGGAACGUCUACGUUUACAUCUCAACAGAUCGAAUUAUCGAAACAAUUCCAAAUGACGGUACUGAGAGUUCUUCUUGAUCACUCUAUCACAAAGUUGAUGAAAGCUAUACAAGUAUUGAAGUUGAAAAAUGACAUGAUGGGAUUUGACUAUUUGUUGUUGCCAUCAGUGGGAUUGAAUCAAACACCAUGUUUAUUCGAUUGGAAUUCGAUUCGUUCUGUUCGCUUUCCAUUUGAAGACAAACAUACUUGCUCUUUAAAAAGCAACUACCAUCACCAAGUACACACUGUAAAUGGAUUAUUAUGCAGCUGCUUGGUUGAAAAUGCAUUGGUAUACACCCCUCAUAAUGGGCGUUUGUAUUGUACCACCAAAAGGUUACAUGGUUUGUAUAGUAAUUCACCUUUUCAAACAAAGGAAGGUGAAACAAUCACCUAUAAAGAUUACUACAAAACAAAAUAUGAUGUAGACUUGAACUACGAAGAAGAAUCGUUUUUUGCUGGGAGACAACUUUUUGUAGUUAGAAAUUUACUUCAAAGAGGCAGGCAUCACAAAGACAAAGAAAUAAGCAAUGCAACGGUUGAGUUGCCUUCUGAAUUGUGUUAUAUUAUCAUGUCUCCGAUAUCCAUAAGUACCUUCUAUUCGUUCUCUUUCCUACCAUCAGUGAUGCAUAGGAUUGAGUCAUGGCUUAUAGCUGUCAACUUAAAGAAGAUGCAUAUAGAUCGAACUUUUUCAAAUGCAAAUAUUCCUGCACUGAAGGUCUUAGAAGCGCUUACAACAAACAAAUGCCUGGAAAGAUUUCAUUUGGAAUCCUUUGAAACUUUAGGUGAUUCUUUUCUCAAGUAUGCGACAAGUCAGCAAUUGUUCAAAUCUUUCCAAACUCAACAUGAGGGCAUCUUGAGUUACCGGAGAGAGAAAAUUAUAUCCAAUGACUCGUUAUGCAGAUUGGGAUGUCACUGCAAGCUUCCGGGAUUUAUCCGUAAUGAACCUUUUGAUCCGAAGGCAUGGGUGGUUCCGGGGGAUCCAUCUGCCGACUUGAACUUGGAAGAAGAGGUUUUCCCAACUGGGAGAAGAGCGUAUAUUGGCAGGAAAAGAACAAUCAAAAAGAAAGUAGUAGCUGAUGUUGUAGAAGCACUAAUUGGCGUUUUUCUUAGUGAAGGAGGUGAAUUAGCAGCCUUAUCCUUUAUGGGCUGGCUAGGAAUAGAGGUUGACUUUGUCAACACUCUUUACGUCAGAAACAUUACAUUACAACCUGAGAAGUUUGUAAGCGUUCGUCACUUGGAGUCGUUGCUUAAGUAUACAUUUCAGGACGCGUCUUUGCUUGUUGAAGCAUUAACACAUGGCUCUUAUAUGCUACCUGAGAUUCCAAGAUGUUAUCAGCGUUUAGAGUUUCUUGGGGAUGCGGUGUUAGAUUAUUUGAUAACGGUACAUUUGUAUGACAAAUAUCCCGGAAUGUCUCCCGGAAUGUUGACAGAUCUAAGGUCCGCGUCUGUAAAUAAUGAUUGUUAUGCACAAUCUGCAGUUAGAGUUGAACUGCACAAGCAUAUACUUCAUGGAUCUCAAGAUCUUCAUCGCCACAUUGUGUCUACUGUUGAUAAUUUUGAUCAAUUGCAGUUGGAUUCUACUUUCGGAUGGGAGUCUGAAACUACCUUCCCGAAGGUACUUGGAGAUGUAAUAGAAUCUAUAGCCGGAGCGAUUCUUGUUGAUUCUGGAUAUGAUAAAGAUCGAGUUUUCCAGAGCAUUAGGCCACUUCUCGAGCCAUUGGUCACCCCAGAGACGCUGAGACUUCAUCCUGUGAAAGAGUUGCAUGAUAUCAGUCAAAAGUACCAUUUCGAGAUGAAAAAAUCUGCCAAAAGAACCGAUGAUGGUACUAUAUCUUUCACUAUUGAAGUGGAAGCGCAGGGAACUGUGUUCAAAGACUCAUGCAUGGCCCAAGAUAAGAAGAUGGCUGAGAAACUUGCAUCUAAGUCUAUUCUAAAGCUGAUGAAAGAUAAAUUCUCAGGAAUUCAAUGACCUUGCUUUUGUGUUGUGUUGUUUAUAGACUAGUGCUUGAUCAUAUGAAGUGGGGAUGUUUUGUGGGGCAGAGAUCCUCUCAAGUUAGGGGUAACUUGAGGGGUAAAGUUGGCAUAAUCUCGACAUUUGAAUUAAAAUCAAGGGUCAAGAUUUAAAAAUGAUAAUUAGAUGUUCAUCAUUGAUUUUAAUCCAAAAGUCAAUAAACCUCCAACUUUACACCUCAAGAAUUGAUUGGAUCCCCCUGUAUGGCUGAAAUUAGAUUUAGAAGCAUGUUAUCUUAAGCCUUUUUUUGGGGGCUGCAUUUGCGUGUAAAUGUAUAAGACUCGAAUGUCAAUGACAUUAAUUGUACAUCCUUUUGUUGUAUGUAACAGGAAAUAAAUUUUUUUCUUUUUGGCCCA
Erigeron canadensis is the source of this 4667-nucleotide messenger RNA. RefSeq names its product endoribonuclease Dicer homolog 2-like. Gene Ontology annotation, biological process: siRNA processing. Gene Ontology annotation, cellular component: cytoplasm; nucleus. The coding region runs from base 88 to 4269 and encodes 1393 amino acids. The transcript is spliced from 22 exons. Gene Ontology annotation, molecular function: ribonuclease III activity; protein binding; ATP binding. Lineage: Eukaryota; Viridiplantae; Streptophyta; Magnoliopsida; Asterales; Asteraceae. The record is from RefSeq and is a predicted model, not a curated record.